Molecule: messenger RNA, 5966 nt
Organism: Choloepus didactylus (southern two-toed sloth)
Lineage: Eukaryota; Metazoa; Chordata; Mammalia; Pilosa; Megalonychidae
Gene: LMO7
Product: LIM domain 7
Exons: 31
Coding region: 267-5225 (1652 amino acids)
Biological process (GO): regulation of cell adhesion; regulation of signaling
Molecular function (GO): protein binding
Source: RefSeq, a predicted model, not a curated record
CCUCUCCGCCUCCCGCUCCCUGCCCCGCCGCCCGGGUCCCCACGGACCUUGGUUCGUUUUCAGAAGUUUAGAGAAAGCAACGUCUUCAAAUUCUUGUGGGUUCGAAACAUUAAACGCAGAGCGCAACAAAGGGAGAGCCCGGGAGUCUCGAAGCCCGAGCAGAGGCGGCGGUGGGCGCGUCCCCUCCCUGCCCGAGACGCGUGUGAGACAUCCCCACCCCUCCGCGCACCCACCGAGUUUUUCUCUCUCCCCUUCUCGUCCCAGUUAUGGAAAGGAUGGAAGAGGCAGAGGCCGACUACGCUGUGGCUUUCGCCGAGGCUCAGAGAUGGGUGGAGGCAGUAACGGAGAAGAAUUUUGAAACAAAGGAUUUUCGAGCAUCUCUAGAAAAUGGUGUUCUGUUGUGUGACUUGAUCAAUAAGCUUAAACCUGGUGUCAUUAAGAAGAUCAAUAGAUUGUCCACACCAAUAGCAGGUCUGGAUAAUAUAAACGUGUUUUUAAAAGCUUGUGAACAGAUUGGAUUGAAAGAAGCCCAGCUUUUCCAUCCUGGGGAUCUACAGGAUUUAUCAAAUCGAGUCACCAUCAAGCAAGAAGAGACUGAUAGGAGAGUGAAAAAUGUUUUGAUAACAUUGUAUUGGCUGGGAAGAAAAGCCCAAAGUAACCCCUACUACAUUGGUCCCUAUCUUAAUUUGAAAGCAUUUGAGACUCUUUUAGGACAAGCUCUGACUAAGGCACUUGAAGACUCCAGCUGCCUGAAAAGAAGUGGCAGGGACAGUGGAUACGGUGAGACCUGGUGCACUGAUCGUGGAGAAUUUCCUAUCUCUGCAGGCAACCAUAAGAGAGACGAUUCCUUUGAGAGCUUGGACUCUUUAGGGUCUAGGUCAUUGACAAGCUGCUCCUCAGAUAUCACACUGAAAGGGGGACGUGAAGGUUGUGAGAGUGACACAGAUUCUGAAUUUACGUUCAAAAUGCAGGAGUAUAAUAAAGAUGAUAUGUCAUAUCGAAGGAUUUCAUCCAUUGAACCAAAGUCUGCUUUGCCAUUCAAUCGUUUUCUACCCAGUAAAAGUAGACAGCCAUCCUAUAUGCCGGCACCUUUACGGAAGAAAAAGCCGGACAAAAAUGAAGAUAACAGAAGAAGCUGGGCAAGCCCGGUCUAUACAGAAGCAGAUGGAACAUUUUCAAGUAGCCAGAGGAGGACUUGGGGCACAAACGUGGAGAACUGGACAACAGUACCGAAAGCCUCAAUAUCCUCUUGUUAUUUGGAAGAGGAAGAAGAAAAGACAACAAGCAUACCUCGCACUGUAAAGGAUGAUCUUUAUGUGCGAAAGCUAAGUCCAAUAAUGCCAAACCCAGGGAACCCUUUCGAUCAGUUUCUUCCCAAAUGUUGGAUCCCAGAAGAUGUGAACUGGAAAAGAAUAAAAAGAGAAAAUUAUAAACCAUGGUAUAAGGAAUUUCAGGGAUUCAGUCAGUUUUUAUUACUUCAGGCCUUUCAAACAUACUCUGAUGACAUCUUAUCUUCUGAAACAAAUAUCAAAAUUGAUCCUACUUCUGGCCCAAGACUCAUAACACGCAGAAAGAAUCUCUCUCCUGCACCAGAGUAUACAAGAGAUAAUCCCAAGAUGUCAGCCCUGGACCCUGACUUAGAAAAUGAUGAUUUCUUUGUUAGGAAGAUUGGGGCUUUCCAUGCAAAUCCAUGUGUUCUCCAGGCUUUCGAAGAUUUUAGAAGAUUCUCUGAGCAAGAGGAUCCUGUAGAGCGAGAUAUAAUCCUGCAGUGUCGAGAAGGUGAACUUCUGCUUCCAGAUUUAGAAAGAGAUGAUAUGAUUGUUCGCCGAAUUCCAGCUCAGAAGAAAGAGGUGCCUCUCUCAGGAGCCCCAGAUAGGUACCAGCCAGUGCCUUUCCCUGAACCCUGGACUCUUCCUCCGGAAAUUCAAGCAAAAUUUCUCUGUGUAUUUGAAAGGACAAGCCCAUCCAAAGGAAAAAAUAAUGGUUGUAGAGUGUUAGUUCCUUCUUAUCGGCAAAAGAAAGAUGACAUGUUGACUCGUAAGAUCCAGUCUUGGAAACUGGGAACUGCAGUGGCUCCGGUCAGUUUCACCCCUGGUACCUGCAGUGAGAUGGACUUACAGAAAUGGGAGGCCAUCCGCGAGGCCAGCAGAGUUAGGCACAAGAAACGGCUGAUGGUUGAGAGACUCUUUCAAAAGAUUUAUGGUGAGAAUGGGAGUAAGUCCAUGAGUGAUGUCAGUGCAGAAGAUGUUCAAAGCCUGCGUCAGCUGCGUUAUGAGGAGAUGCAGAAAAUGAAGUCACAGCUGAAAGAACAAGAUCAGAAAUGGCAGGAUGACCUUGCAAAAUGGAAAGAUCGUCGAAAAAGCUACACUUCAGAUCUGCAGAAGAAAAAAGAAGAGAGGGAAGAAAUUGAAAAGCAGGCACUAGAGAAGUCUGAGAGAAGCUCUAAGACAUUUAAGGAGAUGCUGCAGGACAGGGAAUCCCGAAGUCAGAUAUCUAGCAGUGAUCAGCAGAGAAAAAUUACACUGAGGAGGAGAAUGUAUUCUUCUGAUGAUAUAUUGAAUGAAGAGAAGAUGCCCCCUACAAUGACUAUGUCAGAAGCAAGAUAUCAGAGUGAGAGAGUAGAAGAGAAGGGAACAACUUACCCUACAGAAAUUCCUAAAGAAGAUUCGACAACUUUUGCAAAAAGAGAGGACUAUAUAACAGCUGAAAUUCAGCUUCCUUCUAAAAGCCCCGUAGAAGAACUACGCUCAGCUUCUUUGUCUUCUCAGCAUUCACUGAAUACGCAAAUGGAGUCGACUCGGGUUUCAGCUUCUCUCCCCAGAAGUUACCAGAAAACUGAUACAGCCAGGUUAACAUCUGUGGUCACACCGAGACCUUUUGGCUCUCAAUCAAGGGGAAUCUCAUCACUCCCCAGAUCCUACACGAUGGAUGAUGCUUGGAAGUAUAACGGAGAUGUAGAAGGCUCUAAGAGAACUCAAAAUAAUUCAGCUAGCUCUACUGCUCAAAAACCUGAUGCAAGUCCUCCUCGGAGCUCAUCAAGUGAGAGAGAGGCAACAGCUGGAAAAGAUAUGGCGCGAUUGCCCUCUCCUAUACCUUCCUACUCAUCUCUUUCCCAGGACCAGAAUGCCACUUCUAAAGCCGAAUUGUCUUCAAUGUCCAGCCCUGAUUUAAUGUCCAUGUCUGGAGAGGAGACAGACUCACUACAAAUAGAGGCCUCAACAUCACAGGAUCAGUUCAGUGAUAUGAGAAUCAGCAUAAACCAGUCGCCUGGGAACAGUCUCGACUUUGGGUUUACAGUAAAAUGGGAUUUUUCCAGGAUCCUCGUAGCAUCAGUUGAACCAGGUAGCCCAGCAGAAUUUUCUCAGCUACAGGUAGAUGAUGAAAUUAUUGCUAUUAACAGUACCAAGUUUUCAUGUAAGGACACAAAAGAGUGGGAGGAAACCAUGGCAAAAGCUCAAGAAACUGGAAACCUAGUAAUGGAUGUCAGGCGCUACGGAAAGUCUGGUUCACCUGAAACUAAGUGGAUUGAUGCGACUUCUGGAAUUUACAACUCAGACAAGUCUUCAAAGUUAUCAAUAACAACAGAUUUCUCUGAAAGCCUUCAGAAUUCUAAUACUGAAUCCAAAGAAAUCAAUGGAAUUCAUGAUGAAAGCAAUACUUUUGAAUCAGAAGCAUCUGAACCUAUUUCUUUGAAAAACUUAAAAAGGCGAUCACAAUUUUUUGAACAAGGAAGCUCCGAUUUUGUGGUUCCUGAUCUUCCAGUUCCAACUAUCAGUGCCCCAAGUCGCUGGGCGUGGGAUCCAGAGGAGGAGCGAAAACGGCAGGAGCGGUGGCAGAAGGAGCAGGAUCGUCUACUGCAGGAAAAAUAUCAACGUGAGCAGGAGAAACUGCGGGAAGAGUGGCAACGGGCUAAGCAAGAGGCAGAGAGAGAGAAUUCCGUGUACUUGGAUGAGGAACUGAUGGUCCUAAACUCAAACAGCAUUUCUCUGAUGACACGUGAGCCUGCUGUUACCACCUGGGAAGCCACCUGGAGUGAAGGGUCCAAGUCUUCUGACAAGGAAGGAACUCGAGCAGGAGAGGAGGAGAGGAUGGAGCAGCGGGAGGGAGGAGCUAAUGAGGACCAAAGAAGGAAGCUGCAGGAACAGCUCAUUCUUGAGAAUGAGAGAAAACUGAAGGAGCAACAAUUUCAGGAAGAGCAGGAGCAGAAGCGGCACCAGGCUGAGGUUGAGGAGCAGAAGCGGCGCCAGGCUGAGGUUGAGGAGCAGAAGUGGCGCCAGACCGAGGUUGAGGAGCAGAAGAAGCAUAUAGAAGAGCAGAAGCACCAGGCAGAAAGAGAGAGGGAAACUUCAGUCAAAAUAUACCAGUAUAGAAGGCCUGUUGAUUCCUAUGAUAUACCAAAGAGAGGGGAAGACUCUUCAGGUUUGCUUCCUAGUGACAGGAAUAAAUCUAGAUCCACUACUGAACUGGAUGAUUACCCUACAAAUAAAAAUGGAAGCAAUAAAUAUUUGGACCGAAUUGGGAGUACUACCACUUCACAGAGGAGCUCCAAGAAGGAACAAGUACCAUCAGAAGCUGAGCUGGAGAGACAACAAAUCCUUCAGGAAAUGAGGAAGAGAACCUCCCUUCACAACGACAACAGCUGGAUUCGACAGCGCAGCUCCAGUGUGAAUAAAGAACCGAUUUAUGUUCCUGGAAUUAUGAGAAGAGGUGAAUCUCUAGAUAACCUGGAUUCCCCAAGAUCCACUUCUUGGAGACAAUCCCCUUGGCUCAACCAGCCUACAGGAUUCUAUGCUUCUUCCUCUGUGCAAGACUUCAGUCGCCCACCACCUCAGCCGGUGUCCACCUCGAACCGCGCCUACAUGCGCAACCCAUCCUCCAGCCUGCCGCCUCCGUCGUUGGGGUCUGUGAGUACCACCGCCUCUGGCUCGUCCACCACGUCGCGCAACCAUUCCCCGUCUGCGUCGCCGUCAGGGUCCCAGCUGCGCAGCAGGUCAGUCAGUGGGAAGCGUGUGUGCUCCUACUGUAAUAACAUUCUGGGCAAAGGAGCCGCCAUGAUCAUCGAGUCCCUGGGUCUUUGUUAUCAUUUACAUUGUUUUAAGUGUGUGGCCUGUGAGUGUGUCCUCGGGGGCGCUUCCUCAGGAGCCGAAGUCAGAAUCAGAAACAACCAACUGUACUGCAACGACUGCUAUCUCAGAUUCAAAUCUGGACAGCCAACCGCCAUGUGAUGUAAACCCGCAUACGAAAGCACUGUUGCAGAUAGAAGAAGAGGUGGUUGCUGCUGAUGUAGAUCUAUGAAUGUAUGUUGUAUGUCUUUUUUGCUCUCAUUUUUUUUAAAACAAUAACUUUUUUUUUUUGCCUCUUUAGAUUGCAUAGGAGCAUUGUAUUCCUGAUAGAACCUGUAUUUUUGUUGUUGUUUAUUUAUAAGAAGGUAAUUAUGUGUGGGAAAAAGUACAGUAUUUACUUUUUGAAUUCAGCAUAUUAGAAGCACAAGAGAAAGAAUAAGUUCAAAAUAUUUUUGAGGCUGAUAAUGAACUAGUUUGACUUUCUAGUGGUGUUUUGAAGAGGGUAUUUUAUUCUUUUUUUAAAAAAAAGGUUCUUAAACAUUAUUUGAAAUAGUUAAUAUAAAUAUAUAAUUGCAUUUGCUCUGUUUAUUUGUAAUGUAUACUAAAUGCAGAACCAUAUGGAAAAUUUAAGUAAAAUCCAUUCCCAAAUUUGCCUUUUGUAUCCUUUUAUUCAUCUAUAUAAUAUUAUGAUUUAAAAAAAAUUAGCCUAUAAAACAUUUUAUUUGCUUGAUGAGAGGAGCUCUAUUUUCUUUACCAGAAUUGUUGCUAAGCAGUUCCCAAGAGAAAGCUGCUUUUUUUCACCAAUGAAAAAUAGCCAUGUUUCGCAUACCAGAAGGUUUUCUCCAGAAACCAGUGAGCCUUCUGUUCAACUGCAUUUGUAAAUAAACUCGCUGAUGCAUUUAA